AAGAAAAAAAAACCAACAUUUAUUUCUUCAUUCGAAACAUGUAGUUAAAAAACCACAGGUUUCUGGUGCGAGAGUAACGACUGUUGCAAUUUUUUGGCCACAGAAAUGGCUAUUGCCGCCACCGCGAGAGUGAUGGCAGUAGCCGGAGGAACACUUCACCAUGCAAACCUCACGACGUCGUUUCUCCUCAAACCCCACUCUCUCCCACACAAGGCUCUUUUUCUCAAUCGCAGUCUCUGCAAAUCACCCAGAAGACCCUUCACUUGCAGAUCACUGUACAAUCCCAUCGACGUUCAGAUCAAAGAGGAAGGACUACCCGAAACCCUAGAUUAUCGGGUCUUCUUCGUCGACCACUCUGGCAAAAAGGUUUCCGCUUGGCAUGAUAUCCCAUUGCACUUGGGUGAUGGGAAUUUUAAUUUUAUUGUUGAGAUACCCAAAGAAACAAGUGCAAAGAUGGAGGUUGCUACCGAUGAGCCAUUCACUCCUAUAAAGCAGGACACAAAGAAGGGAAAGCUUCGUUACUAUCCCUACAACAUAAAUUGGAAUUAUGGAUUGCUUCCUCAAACAUGGGAAGACCCUUCAUUUGCAAACUCUGAAGUUGAUGGGGCAGUUGGAGAUAAUGAUCCAGUGGAUGUUGUUGAGAUUGGCGAAAAACAUGGGAAGAUUGGCCAGAUCUUCAGAGUCAAGCCCUUAGCUGCUCUAGCUAUGAUUGAUGAAGGGGAGCUUGAUUGGAAAAUAGUUGCAAUUUCAUUGGAUGACCCAAAAGCUUCACUUGUGAAUGAUGUUGAUGACGUUGAGAAACAUUUUCCGGGAACUCUUACUGCAAUUAGGGACUGGUUUAGAGAUUACAAGAUUCCAGAUGGAAAGCCUGCCAACAAGUUUGGUCUUGGCAACAAGGCAGCGAAUAAGGAAUAUGCUCUAAAGGUCAUCACAGAGGCUAACGAGUCUUGGGCUAAACUAAUCAAGAGAUCGGUUCCUGCUGGAGAUCUUUCACUUGUGUAAAUCCUUUUCGUAUGAUUGAACUUGUGGUUCGUUGCUUCUUCUCCAUGCAUCGAACCAUUGACAUGAUUAUUUUGUCAUAUCGGGAGUAGUCCCACAGUAGAUACUUAAUUUUCUUUUCCCAGUAAUAUGUUAUUAUUUGCAACUCUUUUUUGUUGCCCUGUGAGCGAAUGUUAAGAAAAAAUUAGAUAGAAAAGGAAAUCAAGAAUAAGAAGAAAUAUUGAGAAGGCUGAUGACAAAGAUGUUGAGAUUUCAUGACAGUUAACGUUAGCAGAUAGAUAUGCAUGUCUAGUAUUGCUGUUGAAUUGGAUAUUUCUUUAUAAGAUGGUAAUUCACUAUUUA
Cornus florida is the source of this 1341-nucleotide messenger RNA. RefSeq names its product soluble inorganic pyrophosphatase 6, chloroplastic-like. The record is from RefSeq and is a predicted model, not a curated record. Gene Ontology annotation, cellular component: cytoplasm. The coding region runs from base 106 to 1002 and encodes 298 amino acids. Gene Ontology annotation, biological process: phosphate-containing compound metabolic process. Gene Ontology annotation, molecular function: inorganic diphosphate phosphatase activity; magnesium ion binding. The transcript is spliced from 6 exons. NCBI's taxonomy places the organism in Eukaryota, Viridiplantae, Streptophyta, Magnoliopsida, Cornales, Cornaceae.